Carassius auratus (goldfish) is the source of this 6208-nucleotide messenger RNA. It is a transcript of the gene slco5a1, whose product is annotated as solute carrier organic anion transporter family member 5A1. The transcript has 10 exons. Lineage: Eukaryota; Metazoa; Chordata; Actinopteri; Cypriniformes; Cyprinidae. The coding region runs from base 437 to 3010 and encodes 857 amino acids. Gene Ontology annotation, molecular function: protein binding. The record is from RefSeq and is a predicted model, not a curated record. Gene Ontology annotation, cellular component: basolateral plasma membrane. Gene Ontology annotation, biological process: sodium-independent organic anion transport; transmembrane transport.
CCCAUUUAAUCCAUCCGCAGUCUCAUUCACUCAUUCUCCGUGUCGAGGACAACAACUCACUACCUCUGUCCGUAUCUGCCCUUGAUUCUGAAUCACUCAACUACCAAGAAUCAUUUCAGCACCAUGACCAGAGCUCAUUUCAUUCUAUGUAUAUUCAAAUGACAUGAAUUGAACUUUUAGCUGCUUACCUGCAGGCAGCUACAACAGGUGAACUGUUAUAUAAUAUGUCAAAUGCAUAUGAUAUGAACACAUUAUAACUUCUUAUGAUGAGGAAUAAGAAAAAUAGCUCUUGGACAGCUAUACAGAAGGAUCCUGGUUGGAAAUCUAGUCCUCUUUAAGCUGUUUGUUGUGUGUCUACGCUGUUGAAUAACUCUUGUUAACUUUAAAAUUUAAUUUAUAGUCUUAGUUCUACUUGCAUUGACUCCACGAAGCCAAAAUGACUUCAUCAUAUAAUGAUGAGACCAGGAGUGAUAAAUCAGAAUCUCUGGAAGUCUGUGAAUACCGGGGACAAUAUGGAGAUCCAGGAGGUUACUACAAAUCCAAAAGCCUGCCGGUUCUUAACGGAGACUGUCUUACCGUUAAUGAGUCGUUGGAACCAAGGCUGGUCAGUACGACACAGACUUUAGUAAAUACCGAACAUCGCUUGCCGUUCAAUGAGCUGCAACAGAAAGGUGACUCGAGUGAACUGGAUUCACCCACCAGGACAGAUUUCUCCCCUUCCAUGUCCAGUAUGGUGGGUCUGAGCAGCUCUAUGCGAACUGAAUCCAACCGAGCAGGUGGCAAAAAAAUUGGCUUUUCAUUGAUAAGAUUCAUCCGCUUUCCUGCGAGGAAGUACGUGAGGGUGAUUCUGUCAGACUCUAGGUGUUUUCUGUUCUGUAUGUGUUAUCUGACGUUCAUCCAGUCUUUGAUGGUCUCGGGCUACCUUAGUAGUGUCAUCACCACGAUAGAGAAGAGGUACAGCCUUAGAAGUUCAGAAUCAGGACUGCUGGUUAGUUGCUUUGACAUUGGAAGUCUUCUGGUGGUGGUCUUUAUCAGUUAUUUUGGGGGUCGAGGCCAAAGGCCGCGCUGGUUGGCAGUAGGAGGGGUGUUCAUCGCCGUGGGAGCAGCUCUGUUCUCCCUUCCGCAUUUCAUCUCUCCACCCUAUCAAAUCCAAGAGGUCAAUUCUUCCAUGGGGAACAAGGGCCUGUGCUCGAAUGGGAAUGGGAGCAGAAGGGAUGCUCUGGAUGUGUCGUCUUGUCCAAGGGACCAAGAGGGCAACGAUCACUCCAUAUAUGUGGCCCUGUUCAUCUGCGCCCAGGUCCUGGUGGGCAUGGGAUCCACUCCUAUCUACACGCUGGGACCAACGUACCUGGAUGAUAACGUGAAAAAGGAGAACGCUUCCCUCUACCUUGCUAUUAUGUAUGUGAUGGGGGCUCUGGGGCCAGCUGCAGGGUACCUGCUUGGAGGCGUUCUGAUCGGCUUCUACGUGGAUCCCAAAACCAACAUCAACGUUGAGCAAAGUGAUCCACGCUUUGUGGGCAACUGGUGGAGUGGCUUCCUGCUCUGUGCUUUCGCCAUGCUGUUGGUCAUUUUCCCCAUGUUCGCUUUCCCUAAAAAGCUGCCCCCUCGUCACAAAAAGAAGAAGAAAAAGCAUGGGGUAGACAGCACCUCUAAUGAUGAUGACGUCCUGAAAGAGAAAUCCAACAGCAAAGGCCAGACUGUGGCAUCCUCUAUGGGCUUUGGGAAGGACAUCAAAGACCUCCCCAAGGCUGCCAUAAGGAUCCUCAGCAACAUGACAUUCCUGUUCGUGAGUCUGUCCUACACUGCCGAGAGUGCCAUUGUCACUGCUUUUAUCACUUUUAUCCCCAAGUUCAUCGAGUCUCAGUUUGGAAUCCCUGCCUCCAGCGCCAGCAUAUACACAGGUGUCAUUAUCGUGCCUAGCGCAGGGGUGGGCAUUGUACUAGGUGGCUACAUCAUUAAGAAACUGAAGCUUGGAGCUCGUGAGUCGGCCAAGCUGGCCAUGAUCUGCAGUGGGGUGUCUCUUCUGUGCUUCUCCACGCUCUUCAUCGUGGGCUGUGAGAGUAUAAACCUGGGCGGGAUCAAUAUCCCUUACACCACAGGGCCGACCCUCACUCUGACCCACAGAAACCUGACGGGAGGCUGUAAUGUGAAUUGUGGCUGUCGGAUCAACGAGUAUGCUCCUGUUUGUGGCUCAGAUGGCAUCACAUAUUUCAACCCCUGCCUGGCAGGAUGCAGCACUGUGGGCAAUGACAGCACCGGGAUCAGAAACUACACAGACUGUGCGUGUGUGCAGAGCAGGCAGGUCAUCACUCCGGCCGCCAGCGGCCAAGGGAACCAGCUGCAGCUGGUCAUAGUGAAGACCUAUCUGAACGAGAACGGCUUCGCUGUGUCAGGGAAGUGUGAUCGCACCUGCAACACGCUCAUCCCCUUCCUCAUCUUCCUCUUCAUCGUUACGCUGAUCACAGCCUGUGCACAGCCCUCUGCCAUUAUCGUCACUCUCAGGUCAGUAGAAGAGCAAGAACGACCGUUUGCUUUAGGAAUGCAGUUUGUGCUACUAAGAACUCUGGCCUACAUCCCCACACCAAUCUACUUUGGUGCGGUGAUUGACACCACCUGCAUGCUCUGGCAGCAGGACUGCGGCAUUCACGGCUCGUGCUGGGAGUACGAUGUCACUUCCUUCCGCUUCGUGUACUUCGGCCUGGCCGCCAGCCUCAAGUUUGUGGGCUUUGUGUUCAUUUUCCUCACCUGGUAUUCAAUUAAAUACAAAGAGGAUCAUCUGGAGCGCCGGCAGCGGCAUCUGGCUCCUCUGGGCACCGUCAGCGAGCUCAUCUGUCACGCAGGAGGCCACAAGAGCCACGCUCGUACCCGCUCCUGCCCCAUUUUCAUACCCCGUCCCGAGCCACCCAACCAGCCCCUGCUCAACCGCGGACACUGCAGCCACAGCUGCCCCGGAAACACUCUCAAAGCAAUAACCCCGCCUGCCCGCUCGCUACAGGAAAUGCACAUUUGAGGAACGUGAGCCCUGACAUCUGCCUCCACGUGCCUUCCUGUCAGGGGUCCUCCUCCAUGACAAGACAGCGUGCGACGCGUGCCUGUCGUGCUCCGUGUGGCUUUCAGGGGCUUGCUGCGCUCACCGAUCUCAAUGUCACCUGUUCAAACUCACAGCAAACACACAUUGUGUAGUGUUUGCUGUCGAAGCGUAUGGAAGACAUCUCAUGGUGCUAGAUGAGAAACAGAGAGGACAUUUCUCUGUAUCCAAUCUUGGAUUCCAAGAUUAUUAUAUCAAAGACGUAACACAAGCACAAAUUGAUAUCAGUACUAUGCAACGCAGUAUCACAGUAAAGCCUCCAGGCAGUCGCUUGCACUUGUAUGAUCAUAAUUCACAUCUCACAUGGUCUUUCUGAACAAAUCUGUGAAGAAUUCUCUUCGAAAUGGUGUUAACGACUCCCUUCUGGUUAGUUUGAAGGCGUCAGUGUGAUUCGGAUGGUAUUCAAGGAGCUGUACGAGAACAUUCAGCCUCCUCCAGACAGAUGUAUGUAAAUUCAGUGCCUGAGAUUGCCCCGUCAGCAGUGAGGUCUGAGCACUGGGUGGACUGAUAAAACGCAUUUGGAGAAGGACUUUGAAACCUUGUCUUCUCGUUCUUCAUCUUCAUAAUCAUUCUGUCUGUUCAGUGAUUGACUGUCAAAUGGCGAUAUGUGUUCAGAUGCAUAUUGUUGGAUCAGAUGUUUGUCCAGUGGUCCAGUAUCAGGUCUUGAGGAAGUCCGAUCAAUUUGAAGGAUUUUUUGGCAAAUCCGUAUUCAAACCGGUUUUGGUUUUUGUAAGUGUGAACAACAGAAAACCCAUGAAAUCUGUUGUUUACAAACCCGAUCCUAAUCAUAUCCAUAUCUGGUGUGAAAUCAGAUUUUUUUUCUCAGUCUAAAUGGUAAAAUCUGACAAACCAGUCAAUAUUUCUAUCUCUUUCCUUAUAUAAACUCUAAAAAUAGUUCUUUAUUGGCAUCUGUGAUUCCAUGAACCUUUAACAUCCACGGAUGCUUUCCGUUGUUCUUUCAAAGUGAAAAAAGUUUCUUUAGUUUCUAAAAAAUGUCCUUCAGGAGGUUCGUUCGGGAAGCCGAAAUAGAUCUUCUAUGGCAUCACUUCAAAGACAGAGCUUUCAGACAGUAUGGGUUCCUAAAUGUCUCAUUUGAUCUAAAGCUUAAGAGAUGUCAUGAAUGAUAUGAACCAAGGCUAAAAUUGUUGUCCUCUUUUUCACUCCAAGAAUUAUAACUAUGAAGUUAAUACAACCCUCUACGGACACCUUGGCAAUUGAAUCGCCAUUGGCUAGUAAAUAUUUUUCGUUUACUCGACAGACAGACACAUACAUAUACACACACACACACAUAUAUAAAUGUUUGUAAAAUGGUACUGUUUUUUAAAUAUCUGAAAGUACACUCUUAAUCAGUCAGUCAAUAUUAUAAUACUCAAGUAUUAUUAAAUAGAGCCUCAGUAAUUAGAAAUAAACUUGAUAACCAUGUUCAAAUACAUAUUAGUCAUUUUAACUAAUAAGUACUGGACUGGGGGUGGUGCUUGUUUGGUGUAGAGGGUUGCAUAACAAUAUUAGUGUCCAUGCUUUGUGUGAACAGCCCCUUACACUCAGUUGUUGGAUGAGAAAGUCUCAUGGCAUCGUACACAUCAGAUUUCAUCAGCGGUUCGGUCACAAAAAUGUAAUUCCUAAAAGACUGGUUAAAAGCGAAAUCGGAUUUGUGUGUAGUGUGAACACAGCGAUUCAAAUCCAGAUUCAAAUGAGGAAGAUUCAGGAUUCAGUCGACCGCUGCUGCGUCCAAAUACCUGAGCAUGUCUGAGCAGCUUUAGCGCCAGCAUUUGUAAAGCCAUAGCAUAAUGAGAGUGCAUUCUCCGCUUUGGUUUUUGGAGCUGUUUAUGAGCAUGUGCUUCGGCUACAGCCUGAUCCUCAAGCACUGGCUCUAUUCUUAUGCAGCAACUAUGUACAAUGAAACUUCUGCCUAAUAAUAUGCAAACCUCAGAUUUUCAGUACUGUGUGAUGGGUUUAUAAAGCCAGUUUGGCAGUUCAUUAGACGUAGUCCAGUUACUUUUGAUCGGUACAGUACAGAAUUCGCAAUGUUUAUUAGCAAUGUGAUUUACAUAUUUGGUUCGGUUAUGAUAAAUGAGAGACUUUCUUGGUAACUAGAUACUUAGCAUGUAAACAAUAAAACCCAGUUUAAUCAAUGAAAAAAAUGGAGACCAUUCUGUAUUAAUUCCAUAUCUCCACUUCCAAAUUAUUUUGUAAGCUGUACUGUAUUAUGAUCACAAUUUGCGAAAACAAAAUUCGAGACCACAAAUACUUUUUCCAGAACUCUUAUUGUCAGUGUUUUUCAUAGAAGAUGAUGUUGAAGAGGUAUUUGAGAUGCUGAUUGCAGUAUUAGAAUGACUUAAAAAUAAGGGUGCAAGAAGUAAAAUUUCCAUGUUUGUGAACUAUAAGCUAUACCGUGGUGAAGGUCGGACCUUUUUACAAUAAUCAGCAGCUCCCUAUUAGUUUGACCUACAAUGUGAGCUGAUAAAAAAAAAUUGUUGGCAGGGCAACAGAACAGCAUGGAGUGUUACAUUUGACCACUCACACAGGUUUCAGUUAACACUUCUUUUUUUAUUAUUAUUAUUAAAAUAUAUAUAUAUUGUGCCCUUAUUUGACUCAUAUGCACCUUGAACUCUUAAGUUAUUCCUUUUUAAGAUCAGCUCACAUCUGAUGUCAGAUGUGGUGGAGUCUGUGUUUUCAGAGCAGUUUAAAGGACAGCUACGUUGGUCUAGCUUCAGUACUCUUGGACACAUGUGAAUUCGGUCUUGUGAAUUACAUGUAUUUAUUGAAAUAAAAACGUUUAAAAAGAAGUGGCAAUGUAUCAUGUGUGAAGAUGUUUUGAAUUUCACUAAAGAAUUAAACCAUUUGGUUGUUUUUUAUGACAAAGCGGUGUAUUUGUAUAGUUUGCAAUUUGAGAAUUUUUCUAUUUUAUAAGGAAUCACUUUUUUUUUCAGAAACUGGUCUCACUGUAGGUGGUGCUGCUGUAGACAAUAGAAGACUACAAACAGAACAUUUAUAAUGGCAAGAAAACUUCAGGAGUGUUAGAAUGUUUAUGGCUUCCAAGCAAAUUUGGUGUUGAUUCAAAGACUGGCCUUUAAGGUAACUUCUAAUAAUUAUUUUAAAUAUAUAUAUUUGUAUGAUAGU